GCAUCAGUUCUGUGAGGUAUUUCCAUUGGAACGCCAGCGGUCUAUCCUCGAGACAGUCAUGAAGCUGCUGGUUCUGGCGUGUCUGGUGGUGGCGGCGGCGGCCCGUCCGCAGGGAGACGGCCUCCAGUCCUCCCAGUCCGCCGCCACGCUGGCCGAUGCCGGCAUCCUCCGCAUGGAAUCCUCUCAGGCGGAGGACGGCUCGUUCCAGUACGCCUUCGAGACGGCCGACCAGAUCAAACAGGAGGUCUCCGGUCAGCUGAAGCAGAUCGGCGAGGAGUUUGGCAUCAUCAUGCAGGGCAGCUACUCGUUCGUGGCCAAGGACGAGAACGGAAACGAUGUGCCCGUCGAGGUGCGCUGGGUGGCUGACGAGAACGGCUACCGCGCUGAGGGAGACUCGAUCCCGCAGCUGGGAGAGAACGGAGCCGGCCAGCGGCUCCCGCAGCUGGGGGAGAACGGAGCCGGCCAGCGGCUGCCGCAGCUGGGAGAAAACGGAGCCGGCCAGCGGCUGCCGCAGCUGGGAGAGAACGGAGCCGGCCAGCGGCUCCCGCAGCUGGGAGAGAACGGAGCCGGCCAGCGCGACCCGAACCUGAUCGCCGCCUCUGAUGAUAACAUCGUCAUCCUCCAGUAGGAGACGCUGCUGCUCCACCGACCGACCAAAGUGAUACCGCUCUGCCGUCAUCAACCCGAGCAAAUAUUCGCCAACUGAUGUCACCGUCGAACGAACGGACGCUUUCUGACUGGAAAACGACAUCACUACUUGUUUGUCCAAUGUCAUUGCUCACCAAAAAUGUACAUACAAAUAUACAACAGUUCAACGAAAA
Molecule: messenger RNA, 821 nt
Organism: Amphibalanus amphitrite
Lineage: Eukaryota; Metazoa; Arthropoda; Thecostraca; Balanomorpha; Balanidae
Product: larval cuticle protein 1-like
Exons: 2
Coding region: 59-628 (189 amino acids)
Cellular component (GO): chitin-based extracellular matrix
Molecular function (GO): structural constituent of chitin-based larval cuticle
Source: RefSeq, a predicted model, not a curated record